Messenger RNA from Meira miltonrushii, 3742 nucleotides. RefSeq lists its product as uncharacterized. Lineage: Eukaryota; Fungi; Basidiomycota; Exobasidiomycetes; Exobasidiales; Brachybasidiaceae. The coding region runs from base 205 to 3399 and encodes 1064 amino acids. The transcript has a single exon. Gene Ontology annotation, molecular function: protein binding. The record is from RefSeq and is a predicted model, not a curated record.
CAUUCACACGAUCACACACACACACACAAGUUAUAGUGACAAAGAAAGCAAAGAUGAUCACAAUACAAAGAACAAACAUAUGAUGAUAAACACUUGAGUUUGACCAAUUGUAUAACAGCCAAGGGUCCAAAGACAUAGAGGUCAGUCAAAAGGUACAGCCCAAGUGGACCAAGACGAUCGAAGUCGGAUUUUCGAUCGUGGAAGAUGAUACGCCUUGCAAGAGGGCGGAUACGGCCGGCUGUACGAGAAAUACAGCAUCAAUCGCCUCUUGCAUUCUUGUACCCUUCGAUUGGCAGUCUUGAUGCUUCUAAAAACCCUUUUGAACGAAGUCGAAAUGAAAAAACGCCAGUCGCAUCGACAUCUUACUCGACCUUACAGCCAUCAAAGAAGGUCAAUGCGGAAGAAGCAGUGCCGUAUAGGAGAGAGUCGGCAGAAAGCUUAGAAGCUGCACUACAAUAUAGAAAGAGAGGAAAAGCUGCUCUUUCAGACAGAGCAUCUUCGAUCGACAGUCGCUACGAUUCCGCUUCCUAUGUCGGAGUUACAGAAGCCCAACGCCAAAGAAAUACAAGUGAUCGAUUCGGAGGGGGCGAUGAAAGCGAUCCGAAAGGAAAACGGCCCGAAAGACAAUCAAUCGAGUCAAAAAGACAGGACAUCUUACUAGGGAGAACGUUUGUUCGCGAUAUUAUGAAAAAGCCACUCGAAUCAGCCUUUACAGUAAAUGAAGUGGAAUUAUUGGACGAAGUAUCAGAAACGUAUUUUCGAGAUGCAGAGAAUGAAGUCGAAUUGCUGGACAAAUUAUUGCCAGAUUUAGCAUUAGCAUACUUGCAUGUAGGACAAGAUCAACGUGCACUUGCACUGUUAGAACGUGCGAGCAAGAUAGGUGCGAAUUCGGAGUCAUAUACAUCAACACCUCUUCACUCUUGGAAAAAGGUUUUGGCAACUGCAUUCACUCGCGGCAAGUAUGAGCUCACUGCCGAUUUCGUCAAAGCUGCGUCUGGAGGGUUGAAUGAAGAAGAUGAUUGGGCUAUGUUGGCUAGAUUUGAAGCAUUGUUGUUACAUCGCAGAUUUAAACGAUCGGAAAGUUCUGCAACAGAUUCGGUCAAUGUAGAUCAGUAUUGGAAGGAAUAUGAAGCUCACGACAGAAAAGCACCCGAACUUGUGUUUACGACUUUAUUAGCAGAGCAAGUGAAAGAUGGAAAGGCAGAAGCCGUACGGCAGACAUUGAUGGCCACACGAGAGCACGGACAUGUGAUUGACGGCAGGACCUGGGGAACUUUGCUUGGAAUGCAUCCACGGGGCAGACGGAAAGGUUUUCUGGGCGAACUCGCGAAAGAAUUGGACGUCGAUGGUCAGCAAGCGUUUGCCAGUGUGGUCUCGCAUUUCAGCUCUCAUAAUAACCCUCGUCGAGUGUUGCUAGCUUUUCGCAUGUUUGGUGUAGGAAAGGACCUCCUCAGCAAGCCUGAAAGAUGGAUUCCCGAUUUCGACACCAUGCGAGCAGUGAUUUCCAUGUUCGGUUAUCGCAACAAUCCUGAAGCAGCAAUGAAAUUCUUACAGCUAGCUAUCGAUCUCGACGUCCAAGGAGAUUACACUGCCAGCUAUUUGGCGAUUUCUAAAGCAUUGCGCAAAGACAGCAGACCGGAAGAUGCCCUCGUCUUUGCAUCACAUAUGGUUGGAAUUUGUUUGCAAAAUCAAGGCAGGCCACACUCGCUCAAUUUUCACUUGCCCAAACCGAUUGUGAAACCUUCGAAAAGAUGUUUCAGAGAAUGUCUUCGUGUAUGUUCAACAAUAUACGAUCCCGUAGAUGCUGUCGAAAAGGCGCGAGAGGUUUUAUUGGAUCUUAUCAAGAUCCGAGAAAUUACCGAGGGAGUUCUUCAGGGUACUGUAGCAUUAUUCAAGGCAAUAAUGCAAGACGCAAGUUACAAGCAGCUGUCAACUGUUAUGACUAAUUUAUCCAAACAUGCUUUGCAACGAUCCCAGGAAGACGGCGAUCUAGCUUUGAACAUAUUUAUCGACGCUCUCAAUUCAGAAGGUGCCAUCGAUCAAGUGAUCGUUGCUAAAAGAGAACAAAUCCCAUCUCCAUCCCGGGACGCAAGGGAAAAUCUCGAAUGGGUAACAAAAUCACACGAAAUUUCCAACUUUAUCGGUGGAUACUCUAAUCCCACAUUGCAGAUUGAAGAAACGCCAGAAGGUCGUGCAGCAUCGCUUCUCGAGGCCGAAGAAAUGAGCGCAGAUCCAUAUGUUCAUCUCACGCCACGACUAACUCCAAUGGCAUAUGCGUUGAGGCUAAGAGUGUUUGCAGUUGUUCGACAAGAUUAUGGUUCGGCAGUCAUCAUUUAUCGAUAUAUGUUGGCUAAUGGGAUUAAGCCUACUGUUCAUCAUAUUGCACCUAUUUUGGAAGGUUUGGUGACGAUAGAUCGACUUGAAGAUGCGCGCGCUAUUCGUGAUGGAGCACGACAAACGUUAUCCGGUAUUGAUUCUUCCCUGCGUAUCUCUGCUGCAAUCAUUCGAGGUCAUUUACGCAGGAAUGAUUGGUUAGGAGUACAGCAAGAAUUAACGGAAAUGAGAGAAAGGCGAGUUCAUCCAGAUGCUUUCAUUCUUUCUAUGGUACGUAUGGCGCAAAUGCAUUAUAAGGAUUCAAAAUCUCAAAAUCUUGAAAAAUUGAACGAAACCAGCGUAAAGGCACAAGAAAGUAUGGAACCGUUGCUAAAAGAUUUGGAAAACAAAGCGCACCAAAAAAUUCGGGAGGAAUAUGAAAAUCACGUUUGGCUACAAAAGAAAAUGGGUAAGAAGAACAAAAAUGAUAAUUCCGGCCAAAUCGCAAUUUCAUCAAUGCAAAAGCCGACAAAGAAGCGUCUAUCCGUGCAGAAUACGACCAAAUAUUAUCAAAACUUGUAUCAAAGCCAAAAGCACCUACUCGCUUUGCAGUAUCUCUCAAAUUCGUUGCGCGCUGGUCUUGUUCCAGAUGACAGAUUACGAACGUCGAUACAAAGUCAUGGAAAAUUCCUUGAAAGAGAUUUGAAGGAAAAUGGCAUGAUAAUGCAAACGUUGAUUGAUUAUAAAGGUCGACCCAGACAAUUUCCAUACGAUAAAGUUCAGGCUGAAGAAGAAACCGUAGAAGCAAGACGUAUUGCUCGUCGUGCCAGAUUCUCCAAUAGACGUCUUGCAAAUUAUUGGGGCCCUGUCGCCCAGCUUUGGAAUGAGCUUCGCGAGAUUACAAGUGGUCUCCAUCCUUCCCAAAUUGAAAGACAGAAACGUGAAAAUCAAGCAAUGGAGGAUCUACUUCGAUUGAUUGUGGACUUUUAUGGUAGCAAUCGAUUGAUAGAGGAAGCGAAGGAGGAAAGAAACACUGAUGCCGAGAGUAUCAAAGGAACACCUAUACCAUCAACACCACCACACUAGAAGAAGUCAAGUUGACUUUUGUCGACCUACAUUGCAUCUGUACUUUAUACAUCCAUUGUCAUCUUUAGAAGAUUCUAUGAGAAUUGCAUUUGCGGUCCGUAAAGCAUGAAUGUUGCUAUGAUGGACGUAUCUAAUAAAGGUUUGGCCAAAUGUGUCGCUCUUUUAUAUUCGUAGAUGAUGUCGGCGCGUAAUUGUAUACUAGCACAAAGCUUACUUGGCUGUCAAGGAGGACACUUCCGUUCUUGACGAUCAAACUUUGCCUCAAGGAGUGAACAGUUGGUUGGCCACCUCAAAGCAACCAGUUCAAUUCAUUGUCACCGUCUGAUCACUAUUUCAUACUUUC